CUCCUCCGGAUUGAUCCUAACUUCUGGUUUCCCAAAAAGGGAGGUCUGGGGAUGGGUUCCUGCCUGACGAAAGAGGGGCCAGAAACCCGGACCCCUGGGUCCUGGAGCUGACCAGCCAACUGGCAUGUAAUUCCAGGAUGGAGGAAUCGGGCAGGGCCUGCCCUACCAAUAUCUCCUCCCCCAGGCCUGGUCUCCUCACAGGACGCCCCCUCCCCGCUCUUCCUGCCGGGUUUCCUCUUGCCUUUUCCUGUCCCCCACCCAGCGCUGGGAGCUGGGGCAGAGGCAAAAGCUGAACGAGAGCAGUGGAACUACCGAGGCCAGGGAGCCAGGGCCUUCGGGUGCUGCCGGACCCGAAGCAGGGGCCAUGCUGUCUGGUGAACGCAAGGAGGGCGGAAGCCCCCGCUUUGGGAAGCUCCAUCUCCCUGUGGGCCUGUGGAUCAAUUCCCCCAGGAAGCAGCUGGCCAAGCUGGGGCGACGCUGGCCCAGCGCGGCCUCUGUCAAGUCUUCGUCUUCGGACACGGGGAGCCGCAGCAGUGAACCGCUGCUCCCGCCCCCACCGCACGUGGAGCUGCGGCGAGUGGGCGCGGUCAAGGCGGCCGGGGGAGCCUCCGGUAGCCGUGCCAAGCGCAUCUCUCAGCUCUUUCGGGGCUCGGGGACCGGGACUACCGGGUCCGGCAGCGCGGGAGGCCCUGGGACUCCGGGGGCCGCGCAGCGCUGGGCCAGCGAGAAGAAGUUGCCCGAGCUGGCGGCGGGUGUGGCCCCUGAGCCCCCACUGGCCACCCGCGCCACGGCGCCCCCGGGGGUCCUCAAGAUCUUCGGAGCCGGACUGGCGUCGGGCGCCAACUACAAGAGCGUGCUGGCCACGGCGCGCUCCACGGCGCGCGAGCUCGUGGCCGAGGCGCUGGAGCGCUACGGUCUAGCGGGCAGCCCGGGCAGCGGCCCCGGCGACAGCAGCUGCGUGGACGCCUUCGCACUGUGCGACGCGCUGGGCCGGGCCGCGGCGGGCGCGGGCAACGGCGAGUGGCGGGCGGAGCACCUGCGUGUGCUGGGCGACUCCGAGCGCCCGCUGCUGGUGCAGGAGCUGUGGAGGGCGCGGCCCGGCUGGGCGCGGCGCUUCGAGCUGCGCGGCCGCGAGGAGGCGCGCCGCCUGGAGCAGGAGGCCUUCGGGGCUGCGGACGGCGAAGGCACUGGCGCCCCCUCGUGGCGGCCACAAAAGAACCGCUCCCGGGCGGCGUCGGGAGGGGCAGCGCUGGCCAGUCCUGGUCCAGGGUCGGGAUCGGGGCCCCCGGCUGGGUCCGGAGGCAAGGAACGCUCGGAAAAUUUGUCCCUGAGGCGCAGCGUGUCGGAGCUCAGCCUGCAGGGCCGGCGGCGGCGGCAGCAGGAACGCAGGCAGCAGGCACUUAGCAUGGCCCCAGGGGCAGCGGAUGCCCAAAUCGGAUCUGCAGAUCCCGGGGACUUCGAUCAGUUGACUCAGUGCCUCAUCCAGGCCCCCAGCAACCACCCCUACUUCCUGCUGCUCCAGGGCUACCAGGACGCCCAGGACUUUGUGGUGUAUGUGAUGACGAGGGAGCAGCACGUGUUCGGUCGGGGCGGGAACUCGUCCGGCCGUGGAGGGUCCCCGGCCCCAUACGUGGACACCUUCCUCAACGCCCCAGACAUCCUGCCCCGCCACUGCACAGUGCGCGCUGGCCCUGAGCCCCCUGCCAUGGUGCGCCCAUCCCGCGGCGCUCCGGUCACGCACAACGGGUGCCUGCUGCUUCGGGAGGCCGAGCUGCACCCAGGCGACCUCCUGGGGAUGGGCGAGCACUUCUUGUUCAUGUACAAGGACCCCCGCACUGGGGGCUCAGGGCCCGCUCGGCCACCGUGGCUUCCCGCGCGCCCCGGGGCCACGCCGCCGGGCCCUGGCUGGGCCUUCUCCUGUCGCCUGUGUGGCCGCGGCCUGCAGGAGCGCGGCGAGGCGCUGGCCGCCUAUUUGGAUGGCCGCGAGCCCGUCCUGCGCUUCCGGCCCCGCGAGGAGGAGGCGCUACUGGGCGAGAUCGUGCGCGCCGCGGCCGCCGGCGCCGGGGACCUGCCACCGCUCGGACCCGCCACGCUGCUGGCGCUGUGCGUACAGCAUUCGGCGCGGGAGCUGGAGUUAGGCCACCUGCCCCGCCUGCUGGGCCGCCUGGCCCGACUCAUCAAGGAGGCUGUCUGGGAAAAGAUUAAGGAGAUUGGAGACCGUCAACCAGAAAACCACCCUGAGGGGGUCCCCGAGGUGCCCCUGACUCCUGAGGCUGUGUCCGUGGAGCUGCGGCCACUCAUGCUGUGGAUGGCCAACACCACGGAGCUGCUGAGCUUCGUGCAGGAGAAGGUCAUGGAAAUGGAGAAGGAGGCUGACCAGGAGGGCCUGUCCUCAGACCCACAGCUCUGCAGCGACUUGGAAUUAUGUGAUGAGGCCAUGGCCCUCCUGGAUGAGGUCAUCAUGUGUACCUUCCAGCAGUCUGUCUACUACCUCACCAAGACUCUGUAUUCAACACUGCCUGCUCUCCUGGAUAGUAACCCUUUCACAGCUGGGGCAGAGCUGCCGGGGCCAGGUGCAGAGCUGGGGGCCAUGCCUCCGGGGUUGAGACCUACCCUGGGCGUGUUCCAGGCAGCCCUGGAACUGACCAGCCAGUGCGAACUGCACCCAGACCUCGUGUCUCAGACUUUCGGCUACUUGUUCUUCUUCUCCAAUGCCUCCCUUCUCAACUCACUGAUGGAAAGAGGUCAAGGCCGACCUUUCUAUCAAUGGUCCCGAGCUGUCCAAAUCCGAACCAACCUGGACCUUGUCUUGGACUGGCUACAGGGAGCUGGGCUGGGCGACAUUGCCACUGAGUUCUUCCGGAAACUCUCCAUGGCUGUGAACCUGCUCUGUGUGCCCCGCACCUCCCUGCUCAAGGCCUCAUGGAGCAGCCUACGAACUGACCACCCCACACUGACCCCUGCUCAGCUCCACCACCUGCUCAGCCACUACCAGCUGGGGCCCGGCCGUGGGCCACCACCUGCCUGGGACCCUCCCCCCGCAGAGCGAGAUGCGGUGGACACAGGGGACAUCUUCGAAAGCUUCUCAUCGCACCCUCCCCUCAUCCUGCCCUUGGGCAGUUCUCGCCUGCGCCUCACCGGCCCGGUGACGGACGACGCCCUGCACCGUGAACUGCGCAGGCUCCGCCGCCUCCUCUGGGAUCUUGAGCAGCAGGAGCUGCCGGCCAAUCACCGCCACGGGCCUCCCGUGGUCACGCCUCCUUGAGAACCAAUAGCCAGCGAGCGCGCGAACCUUGAAACUUCAUGGGGGCUCCUACUGACUGGGGCCCGCCUGAGCGCAGAGCUUUCUGGGAGUUGUAGUUCUUCGUCCUGCAUGCAAUGCUGGGAGUCUGAGUUUUCGGGGAGUGGAGGGAAGGUGGGAAGAUAGGCUUGGAAUGUGAGUGCCAAGGAGCAAUAAAGAUAUUUGUGGUAUUGGCAA
This is a messenger RNA of Microcebus murinus (gray mouse lemur), 3478 nucleotides long. RefSeq names its product Ras interacting protein 1 (gene RASIP1). Lineage: Eukaryota; Metazoa; Chordata; Mammalia; Primates; Cheirogaleidae. Gene Ontology annotation, molecular function: GTPase binding. Gene Ontology annotation, cellular component: cell-cell junction. Gene Ontology annotation, biological process: negative regulation of Rho protein signal transduction; regulation of GTPase activity; angiogenesis. The record is from RefSeq and is a predicted model, not a curated record.